Molecule: messenger RNA, 1352 nt
Organism: Phragmites australis (common reed)
Lineage: Eukaryota; Viridiplantae; Streptophyta; Magnoliopsida; Poales; Poaceae
Exons: 10
Coding region: 298-1116 (272 amino acids)
Biological process (GO): maturation of SSU-rRNA
Molecular function (GO): rRNA small subunit aminocarboxypropyltransferase activity
Source: RefSeq, a predicted model, not a curated record
CCCGCAAAGACCCCUCCGCUAGGGCACCGCAAACCUCGCACUCGCCGAGCCGCUCGUGUGCGUGAGUCACCAGCGCGAGUGCGCCGUUGAGCCUGAGGGAUCCCUUCCCCCGCCGCCGCCGCCGCAGGAGCCAGUGGGCACCGGCACAGCCCGCUGACAGAGGAUCGCAGCCAGCACGGCGGUCUGCAUCUGCGCCCCUAGUGCUCUCCUGCCACAGGUUCAAAAACCUUUCUCGAGCCGAACAACGCCGCCGCCUCUAAGGAUCGCUGCCGGCGCCGGGAAGCCAUCCAGGACAGGAUGGGAUACAAUCGCCACAGGCGGGGCCGCGGAUCCUCCUCGUCGUCUUCACGCCGCACCAAGCAAGAAGCCUCGUGGGAUGACAGUCCUGGGACAUCACUUCCAAGGCAGGAAGAAGAAACCGAAGAAGAAUUUAAAGGUUCAAGAAUCCAGAUUGCAAUGUGGGACUUUGGGCAAUGUGAUGUUAAAAGGUGCACUGGUCGUAAGCUUUCAAGAUUUGGGCUUUUAAAGGAGUUGCGAGUGACCAAUGGCUUUGGUGGUGUUGUUCUCAGCCCUGUUGGGACACAAUGUGUAUCUAAGGCAGAUCAUCCUAUUGUGCAAAGAAAGGGAUUGGCUGUGGUUGAUUGUUCCUGGGCACGUUUAAGUGAUGUCCCUUUUGUGAAACUCCGCUGUGGCGCUCCUCGUCUAUUGCCAUGGUUGGUUGCAGCAAACCCUGUGAACUAUGGCCGCCCAUGUGAACUGUCUUGUGUGGAAGCUUUGUCAGCUGCCCUCAUAAUAUGUGGGGAGAAAGAUACAGCACAUCUGCUGCUGGGGAAAUUCAAGUGGGGUCACUCGUUCUUGUCUCUAAACAGAGACCUCCUGAAAGCAUACGCCCAAUGUGAAAAUGGCUCUGAGAUAAUCAAUGUGCAGAACUCCUGGUUAUCAAGUAGCUCAAGUGUUCCAAAGCCACCUGUAAUUGAGGCUGAAAAAUCACGCCAAAGCACUGAAGAAGGAUCUGAAGGUGAUUCUGACAGCGAUUUGCCACCUCUCGAGGAGAACUUGAACCACCUGAACCUCAACCAAGAUGAAGAAAGCGAGGAAGAAAGUGAAAGUGAAUAAAAGGAAGUGCCAAAAUGGUAGGAUCUUGGAAACUGUUUUACAAUAAUUGAGCGAAGUGAAUUGUAAGCGCCUGCUAUGUAGGAUCUUUUUGUUGUCUAAUCAGAAUAAAUUUCAGUCGUCUUUACGUCUUUGAUCGUGGAUUCAUGGUUCGAAAAGAAUCCUUGUACUCAUGUGGUGAAUACCUGUGUAGCACAAGCUAUGAAAAGAAAAGGUGAAUUUAACUAAGAAUUGUAUCA